AUGGCGCCUCAGACAUCCAUACCACUGGCAGCAAAUGUGCUUGGCACACUCGGGACUGUGUUCUGGUGUGUACAGCUCAUACCUCAAAUAUGGCGAAACUACCGGACAAAGAGCACUGUGGGGCUUCCAGAGUCGAUGAUGCUUCUUUGGUCCAUAAGUGCAGUUCCGUUCGGAGCCUAUGCUAUAGCUCAAAAGUUUAACAUUCCGCUCGUCGUACAACCCCAAUGUUUUGGGGUACUUCGUGGUGUUAGCUGGGCCCAAUGUCUUGUAUACACCCGAAAAUGGCGAACAUGGACCGCAUCUCUCAUGCUGGUCUGCCUUCUUGCUAUCUUUGCAGGAGUAGAAGUCGGCCUCGUAUUCGCGAUCAGACCGUCGUACUCGAAAGGAUUGGAGUGGCCAGUCUUACUUAUUGGCAUCAUCGCCUUCCUGACAUUAAUCUCUGGUUACAUAGGCAUCCCGUUUGAGCUUCUCAAAAGACGUGGAAGAGUCGUAGGAAUAGAUUUCAUUUUCCUCGCCAUCGACUGGAAUGGCGCAUUCUUCUCACUCAUGGCCUUGGUUGCACAGAAUGAGUUUGAUGCUUUAUUCGGCACAAUGUACGCUUUAUGUUGCGCUAUCGAAAUGAGCAUGGUCGUCUCGCAUCUAGUAUGGUUGUUCCGAACACGUGGUAUUCGACAGCGCGCCAAAGAAGCUGGCAAAACGUUUGAUGAGUUCAAUGAGGGUAUCGAGUGGCAAGCAAAGGGAAUCGACGUUGAAAAGCGGCUGAGAUAUAUGUUUAAGAGAAGGGUGGUUGAGGGAAGUCCGGGUGCUGUUGCUGAUGAUGUCGAAGCACUCCCAACUCUGAAGGCAAUAGUACCUAAAACUGUCCCAAAUCCCACUGAAUGA
Molecule: messenger RNA, 882 nt
Organism: Exserohilum turcica Et28A
Lineage: Eukaryota; Fungi; Ascomycota; Dothideomycetes; Pleosporales; Pleosporaceae
Exons: 3
Coding region: 1-882 (293 amino acids)
Source: RefSeq, a predicted model, not a curated record